Messenger RNA from Dermacentor andersoni, 4380 nucleotides. RefSeq names its product parathyroid hormone/parathyroid hormone-related peptide receptor-like. Gene Ontology annotation, cellular component: plasma membrane. Gene Ontology annotation, molecular function: peptide hormone binding; G protein-coupled peptide receptor activity. The record is from RefSeq and is a predicted model, not a curated record. Lineage: Eukaryota; Metazoa; Arthropoda; Arachnida; Ixodida; Ixodidae. Gene Ontology annotation, biological process: cell surface receptor signaling pathway; adenylate cyclase-modulating G protein-coupled receptor signaling pathway.
ACCGGCCGUCGCUGCUGCCGGGCGAUCGCCGAUGCCGUGAGCGCCGCCGCUCGUUCCCGCCUUGCGAAGCCCGGACUCGCCACGCGCCGAUCCGCGCCUCGGCGAUCUUCUUGCGUUCGGCGGUUUUGUGUGGCCUGCCACCGAGUUCUUCUCAUUGACUCUGGCUGCGGACCAUUUGCACGGACCUGUUAUCAACAACAAUCGGCAGUCGGGCCGGAAGAUGCGAGCCCCGUUCCACAUCCGGUACCAACGUCCUCCACUUAUGAAACGAAAAAUGGCGCCAUCUGCACAGGUUUCAUAGAAACAUACAUUGCAGUGCCGUAAGAAAGAAAAACUUAAGGCCUUCGUGUAGCUCUAGAGUUGUGUCGGCCACUAAAUGUUUGCCUAGUGCCAUAAGCGAGUGACGAAGCGACGUUAUUAUUUUUUUUUUUUUUGCAAUAAGCAGGAAUACGCUGGCCCGUACCUCUUUUUCUACAGACUAUGGCCGCCAAUUGUAAAAUAUAUGACGCCGAAGCAGACACGUCAUGAAAAGAGUCGCGGUCGCCACCCGUCACCACAGGAGAGCGGCGUGCAUCAUUCGGAACAAGCGAGACAGGAAAGAAGAAAACGGUGUUAUCCAACGGAACUGACUCACGAACGUGACGGUAUACAUGUAAGUCUCGGCUACGCACCGGCUUGCAACAAAGCAAUGCUGCCUUAGACUCGCUGCAACAUAAAAGCCACCCCAAACUAUGAAAAGUGUCACUGUGCGGAAUGUGAAGCCCUCGUAAGACCAGUCGCCUGUAUCGGUAUCUUGUGCUGUUAAGGAAAGAAUUCGCUAACUGGUCGCACACCAAAGGGCCCAUUUCAAUACAGUAAUACCACUGACGUUCUCCCCCAAUAUAUAGUGCCGAGGCUACUUACUGAGUCGGAGAAUGGUCCGAGUUUUCUCGUAGCUGCGCUUGCUGUCUCGGUGCGCCAAUAGGGGGCCGAUCCAGUAAGCUUUAGACUCCCUGCGUGAAGCACAACUUCAAACAACGGACACCCAACGACGCUUUUAGCUUGUGAGCGGAUCCUACAAGUCUGGACCUUCUUCUUGGAGAGAAAGCCUCCCGCACGAGCUUCGCCAUUGUCAAGAUAACGCAAAGCCUUCUCAUUUGGGACUGAGAAUAUCCUGACUGACCCAGGCACCGCGAUGCAAAUGAGCCUACUCGAUUCUGCCAGGAAAGACUGCGAGGCUAACGACAGCAGCGCCGUCUUCGACUCGGGUGGAAUCCUGAGCUGUCCGCAAACGUGGGACGGUUUGGUGUGCUGGAGGGCGACGCCAGCUGGCACCGUGGCCCGGACGCAGUGCCCGAGCUACGUCUUCGGCUUCGACACAUCAGAAAUGGCCACGAAGAAGUGCUUGGAGAAUGGCACGUGGUUUUUCAACCAAACAAUGAAUCGAACAUGGACCAACUACACCCUCUGCGCGCCGGAUCAAUACAUACCUUCAGAGAACAUAUCCAUUUUUGAGCCUCACCUCACCACCAUUAAACUCAUCUCUAAAAUUGGCUACAGCGUAUCACUGGUCACCCUAGUCGCUGCAUUCGUGAUACUGGCAUCUAUCAAGCGCCUGCGCUGCCCCCGUAACAGCCUCCACAUGCAUCUCUUCAUGUCCUUCAUCCUGCGGGCGCUUGCAUUUCUGCUGAAGGAUGCACUUUUCAUUGAGGGUGUUGGACUUAGCGGCAACGUCGACUUCAAUAAAGAGAACGUCGACUGCAAGGUGUUCACCAGCUUCUGGCAUUACGUGCUGAUGGCGAACUACUGCUGGAUUCUCAUGGAGGGCCUCUACCUUCACAGCCUCGUCUUUCUAGCCUUCUUCACGGACAGCUCCAGCAUAUUGCGAUACGUCGCCCUAGGUUGGGGCCUUCCAGUACUAUUCAUUGUUCCUUGGGUUGUUGUUAGGGCGACGCUGGAUGACACCCUCUGCUGGACGACGAACCCGAGGCAAGAUUUGUUCUGGAUCAUACGUGGGCCAAUCACCGCUUCCAUUGUGGUGAACUUCAUCCUCUUUCUAAACAUCACGCGUGUGUUGUUCGCCAAACUAUUUGCCUCGCAAACGCCACAAGCAAGGAAAUACCGCUACAGGAAGUGGUUCAAGUCGACGCUUGUGCUCGUGCCGCUGUUCGGCGCCCACUACGCGUUCCUGCUGGGCAUGUCACUCGCUGCGGCGGGAGACUUGCUGGAACUCGUGUGGCUCUACAUCGACCAGCUGUUCUCCUCAUUCCAGGGGUUUGUGGUGGCCCUGCUGUACUGCUUCUUGAACGGCGAGGUGCAGACGGAGCUUCGCAAACUGUUCGAGAGAUGGCGCUGCGAUCGGCGAGGACCCGGCCGAGGCGACAAGCAGCUCCAGCAUCGCCACUCGCUCUUUACCCAGUCUGUCACGUUCCUCAGCAGAGGUCGGAGUUCCAUCCAAUCAUUACACUCCGUGGACAAGCGUGAAACCAAGAGCCCCUCUCCCAACUCAGCGAUGCAGGCCCGCUCCAGCCAGAGACUUCUGAGCAAUGCCGACCAGCUGGACACUGCCGGACGCGUUGAGGAGUAUCAGGACAGCCCGAGAGAUGUCGGAGGACACGAGGACAGGACAACGCCCGUCAGCCAGCGCAAUGGCGACAUAGCGGCGCGAUGGGAUAGUCCUGAGCCCGUGGACACGAGCAAGGACAACCUGCUUGAGAAGGAGACCUGUCUUUAAGCGGACAUUUAUAGCGCUGUACUCGUCCGCUGCAAACUAGCUGGCCUAAGUUGGCGCCAUCGUUGAUUAUUGUCAAGAGACUACUUCAGUGUGCGAUAAUGUUGCCAACCAGACAGGGAGAAAAGAAAAACGCCGGUGUUUGCAGUUUUCGCCAGAGUUUACUCGGCGUGCACCUUACUUUUUCGUUCUGUCUUGCGUUGGCUCAGUUUGCUGUUGCAGUAUCGAAAUUUACACUAGGUCACUUGCCCACAAACCCGGAUUGGGCGCUCCGUGAGACACCAGCUUCGCGCACACCACGGAACCACAGAAAGUUCGCGCUUGAUACAUUUGCUUGUAAAUCGAUUUGUGUCAGCAAAUCCGACACAGUUGACCCUACAGUUCUAUUUACGAAGUCAGCGGGCGAUGACAGCGAACUGUGCCACGUCUUAUGACCAUCGGCUUUUUACGUGUGUCAUUCAGUUUUGUGCAGCGGUGUUUAAUCGCACGACGCGGCUACCAUCAGCAUGCAUUCCUAAGUUCAACGUAGAACUCUACCUUAACAGCCCCGACCAUAAUUUAAGACAUUUUGCCCUGACAGUUGUACGUAGGAUUCCGUACUAGAUUAAUUGACGCUUUAUGUGCGUGUGCGUGCGUGUGCCUGUGUGUGUGUGUUGGUGUGCGGGUGUGGGUGUGCGUGCGUGCCUGCAUAAGUGCGUGCGUGCGUGCGUGUGGGUGUGGGUGUGUGCGUGCGUAGGUGUGGGUGUAUGCGCGCGUGUGUGGGUGCAGGUGUGUAUGUGUGCGUACACGCAUGCGUGCGGGUGUGUAGGCGUGUGUGUGUGUGUGUGUGUGCGUACGUGUGUGUGUGUGUGCGCGCGAGCUUGCGGGUGUGGGUGUGUAGGCGUGCAUGGAUGUGUGCGCGCAUGCGAGUGUGUAUGUGUGUGUGCGCGCUUGUGUGUGUUGCUGAGUUGGUGCGUGCGUGCGGGUGUAUGUGUGUGCGCGCGGAUGUGUGGGUGUAUGCGUGUGUGUGUGUAUGUAGGUCGGUGUGUGCGUGUGUAGGUGUGUAUGUAUGCGUGCGUAAGUGGGCGUAUGCUUGCGUGCGUGCUUGUGGAUGUGUGUGUGUGUGUUCGCGCGCGCCUAUACAGACAACGGAAACGUCACUGCGAGUUUCCCAAAACGUCGCGAAGUCCUAGCCCGAAAAAAUAUGCACGUUUUUCAAGCAUGUCAUCAAACACAUGUGCAGUAUAGCAAUACACCACAAAGCAAUUGUAACCUGUGGGUAGUCCGUUUCGAAAAAUUCCUCAAAAUAUAGCGCACUUUAUAGGUUCGAACGUUGUCACAUUGUAAUAUGCUGCUUUCAAUAUUCCCAUCCUGUUUGCUGAAAAUAAGUUAUGAUAACACAACCUUUGUUGAUCCCUGCACUUUUUCUAUCAAACACGCCGGAUGCUCGUAAAACCGUCUGUGCUAGUCAGUAGCUAAAACGAAAUGUUACCUCACUGCGUUUUGUCCACAGCAUGUUCCUUGCGUUGUCCUGGCCGCUUGUUGCCCGCACUUAUCGCGAGUACGUUUUUGUUCUGUGGUCUAUUUCGAGCCAUCUGUUGAUGUUCUCUGACGGCUCAAUUGUGCACCUGCUUGCGCCGUUGCUGUUCCCCUGUCUGAUAACCGAAACAUAAGCUGGUUUCCCCACCUUC